AUGCGCGCCGCACAAUUCUACGCCGCCGGCGACGUCCGCGUCGAAGACGUCCCAGCUCCCCAGGAAAGCACCGACAAAGUCCUAAUUGAAAUUGAAUGGUGCGGGAUCUGCGGUAGCGAUCUGAACGAAUACAUCUUUGGCCCCUUCGCAAUCCCCUCCCCGCAAUCCGGACCACACCCACUGACAAACGCCCUUCUCCCCGUGACAAUGGGCCACGAGUUCACAGGCCGAAUCAGCUACGUCCCAGACUCGAUAUCGCACCUAAAGAAAGGCCAAGCGGUCGUCGUGGACCCGCGCUACUACUGCUCCUCCUGCACGCCCUGCUCGCAAACCGCCACGAACAGCUGCGAGAAGAUCGGGUUUGUGGGCCUGUCUGGGGGCGGAGGUGGUCUUUCCGAGGUUGUUGCCGUUAAGCCGGAGGCUGUGCAUGUUCUUCCUGAGGAUGGGUCUGCGAAGGUCGAUCUUGCGGCUGCGGCGCUGAUCGAGCCGUUGGCUGUUGCGUGGCAUGCGCUUAGUCUUUACCUUUCUAUUGCGCCGUACCAGAGUGGUCUGGCUGAUGGUGAGAAUGAGGAUCUGAGCAGUAUUCCCGUGCUGAUCAUUGGCGCUGGGCCGGUUGGUGUAGCGAUGAGCUAUGUCUUGCGCGCUCGGGGAGCAAAUAUAGUCUAUGUUUCUGAGAUGUCCAAAGCGAGGCGGGAGACACUGCGUGAUGCGGGGAUCGUCACGGAGAUUUUUGACCCCGCCGAGGUCGAUGUCCCGCAGAUGGUCAAGGCAUUGACGGGGGAUGGCGUCAGCGUGGUCUUUGACUGUGCUGGUGCUCAGCCUGGCUUCGAUUCUGGCUGUCAGAGUUUGAGGUUUAGGGGUGUCUAUGUCAAUCUGGCGGUGCCGAAGGCGCCUAUGACGCUCCCGCUCGCUCCGUUCCUGUGGAAGGAGAUCAUGUACAAGUGCUCGCUGGCUUACAACCAGGACGACUUCAAGAGUGUGGUCGAGGCAUUUGUGCUUGGCCGCUUCCAAGGCGUCGAGAAGAUGAUAACCAGACGCCUGUCACUAGAGGACAUUGUCGAGCAGGGCUUCAAAGAACUCAUCAAACCAAACGACCACAUCAAGAUCCUUGCCACGCCGAAGCGCGCGAACAUCAACGGCAGUAUAUAA
This is a messenger RNA of Aspergillus mulundensis, 1149 nucleotides long. RefSeq names its product 2,3-butanediol dehydrogenase. Bases 1 to 1149 code for a protein of 382 amino acids. Gene Ontology annotation, molecular function: (R,R)-butanediol dehydrogenase activity. The record is from RefSeq and is a predicted model, not a curated record. Lineage: Eukaryota; Fungi; Ascomycota; Eurotiomycetes; Eurotiales; Aspergillaceae. Gene Ontology annotation, biological process: butanediol biosynthetic process. The transcript is spliced from 4 exons. Gene Ontology annotation, cellular component: cytoplasm.